Messenger RNA from Raphanus sativus (radish), 523 nucleotides. Its product is annotated as 30S ribosomal protein S31, mitochondrial. The transcript has a single exon. The coding region runs from base 60 to 320 and encodes 86 amino acids. Gene Ontology annotation, biological process: plastid translation. The record is from RefSeq and is a predicted model, not a curated record. NCBI's taxonomy places the organism in Eukaryota, Viridiplantae, Streptophyta, Magnoliopsida, Brassicales, Brassicaceae. Gene Ontology annotation, cellular component: ribosome; plastid.
GGAAGGAAGAGGGAGAGGGAGAGAGAGAGAGAGAGAGAGAGAGAGAGAGAGAGAGAGAGAUGGCGACGGCUAUGCAGUGGUGCGGCGCGAUGACGCGACGGAUUAUGAUGACGCAGCGUACGUCUGCACAAGUGACGGCGGCGGCGGCGGCGGGGAUGGAAGAGUGCGGGAGAGGGGAUAGUAAGACGAAGAAAGGGAAAAGGUUCAAAGGAUCGUACGGGAACUCGAGAGGGAAGAAGCAGAAGAUGAUUGAGAGAAUCAAAGACAAGCUCGAACUCCCCAGAUCCACUCCUUGGCCUCUCCCUUUCAAGCUCAUCUGAUCAAUCAUAUCAUUCUCUUAUUCUAUUCUAUUCUUAGGGCUUUUCUCCUUUGCUACAAGUUAUAAAACUGUCUGUAUACUUUUACUUCUUCUUUAUGAAUCAUUGAUCUGUGUUUUUGUUUAAACUCAUCAAAUUUUCAAUCUCCCAGUGCCAAUUUGUGCACAAAGGUUGUUGAGUUUCAUUGAGCUAUUUGGUUUCCAGAA